AUGUCUCACAGAAAGUACGAGGCUCCUCGCCACGGUUCGCUGGCUUACCUGCCGCGCAAGCGUGCUGCUAGGCACAGAGGCAAAUGCAAGAGCUUCCCCAAGGACAAUGCAAAGGCCUCGCCUCAUCUCACAGCUACUAUGGGAUAUAAGGCCGGCAUGACCACGAUCGUUCGCGACCUCGACCGUCCCGGCGCCAAGGCCAACAAGAAGGAGGUGGUUGAGGCCGUCUCCAUCAUUGAUACCCCCCCUGUGAUCGUUGUUGGUAUUGUGGGUUACAUCGAGACUCCCCGCGGUCUUCGCUCUCUCACCACCGUCUGGGCCGAGCACUUGUCCGACGAGCUCCGCCGCCGCUUCUACAAGAACUGGUACAAGUCCAAGAAGAAGGCCUUCACCAAGUACGCCAAGCAGCACGCCGAGUCCUCCGGCGCCAACAUCACUCGCGAGAUCGAGCGCAUCAAGAAGUACUGCACCGUCGUCCGUGUUCUCGCCCACACCCAGAUCCGCAAGACUCCCCUCAAGCAGAAGAAGGCCCACCUCAUGGAGAUCCAGAUCAACGGUGGCUCUGUUCCCGAGAAGGUCGACUUCGGCUACGGUCUCUUCGAGAAGCCCGUUGAGGUCAGCUCCGUCUUCGAGCAGGACGAGGUUAUCGACGUCAUUGCCGUCACCAAGGGCAAGGGAUUCAACGGUGUCACCUCCCGUUGGGGCACCAAGAAGCUUCCUCGCAAGACUCACAAGGGUCUCCGCAAGGUCGCUUGUAUCGGUGCUUGGCAUCCUUCCCACGUCCAGUGGACCGUUGCCCGUGCCGGUCAGGACGGAUACCACCACCGUACCUCUGUCAACCACAAGGUUUACAGAAUCGGCAAGGGCGACGCUGACGACAACGCCGCCACUGAGCUCGACGUCACCAAGAAGACCAUCACUCCCCUCGGUGGCUUCGUCCGCUACGGUGAGGUCAAGAACGACUUCGUCAUGGUCAAGGGCUCCAUCCCCGGCCCCAAGAAGCGUGUCGUCACCCUCCGCAAGUCCAUGUGGACUCACACUUCCCGCAAGGCCCUCGAGAAGAUCGACCUCAAGUGGAUCGACACCUCGUCCGAGUUCGGACACGGUGCUUUCCAGACGCCGGCGGAGAAGAAGCAGUACCAGGGUACUCUCAAGAAGGACCUUGCUACCGCUUAA
Colletotrichum siamense is the source of this 1176-nucleotide messenger RNA. RefSeq names its product 60S ribosomal protein L3 (gene rpl-3). Gene Ontology annotation, biological process: ribosomal large subunit assembly; translation. Gene Ontology annotation, cellular component: cytosolic large ribosomal subunit; ribosome. The transcript is spliced from 5 exons. The coding region runs from base 1 to 1176 and encodes 391 amino acids. The record is from RefSeq and is a predicted model, not a curated record. Gene Ontology annotation, molecular function: RNA binding; structural constituent of ribosome. Lineage: Eukaryota; Fungi; Ascomycota; Sordariomycetes; Glomerellales; Glomerellaceae.